Fonsecaea multimorphosa CBS 102226 is the source of this 1938-nucleotide messenger RNA. RefSeq lists its product as uncharacterized. The record is from RefSeq and is a predicted model, not a curated record. Gene Ontology annotation, biological process: protein import into peroxisome matrix, docking. NCBI's taxonomy places the organism in Eukaryota, Fungi, Ascomycota, Eurotiomycetes, Chaetothyriales, Herpotrichiellaceae. The coding region runs from base 1 to 1938 and encodes 645 amino acids. The transcript has 2 exons. Gene Ontology annotation, cellular component: peroxisomal membrane; cytosol. Gene Ontology annotation, molecular function: protein binding.
AUGUCUUUUCUUGGGGGUGCCGAGUGUUCGACAGCGGGCAACCCGCUUACCCAAUUCAAAAACCAUGUUCAGAGCGACAACACCCUCCAACGGGACCGGCUUGUCGGCCGGGCCCAACCUGGGCUGGAAGAGAGCAUGCGUUCUCGAAUGACGCCGAAUGGCUCUGAUCAGAUGAUGAACGACUUCAUGCAACAAUCCGGCAUGCCCCAGCCCUUCGCCAUGGAGCAACUAAGACACGACCUUCCCAAUCUUCAAGGCAUAACGCGGCGGUCACCUUCCCCCGGCUGGGCCGCAGAGUUUGACCCCGGUGAACAAGCAAGAAUGGAGGCUGCUUUUGCAAACCCAAGACUCAAUGGUCAGAGCCAACCAACCUUUUCGCCACAGGAAUUUGCUCGCUUCCAACAAGCCCAAGCACAACGAACCGCAAGCCCCAUCAUGCAAACGCCCUCUAUGAUGAAUAGCUAUCAGAGCCCGAUGGGCAUGGGAUAUAUGGGUGGCAUGAACCUCGGGAUGAAUUUUGGAUCCCUACAUAUGCAACAACAACCUGAACAAACCACGGACAAAGGGAAAGGUCGGAUGGUGGAACUUGAUGAUGCAAACUGGGAGGCCCAGUUUAAAGAACUCGAGUCGCAGCACGAUAACAUUUCAGAACAGGCCAAUGAGGCAAUACAGAGAGAACUCGAGGAAAUUGACAGGUCAGUGGAAUCUCCCGCCGACGGAUUUGAAGAUUUCGAGAAAGUAUGGCAAUGGCAUGGAGCGAAAACUGAACACGAGUGCAGAGACAUGUACGAAGAAGUUGCCAAAGACGACCCUUUUACUGCAGAGGACCUUGCUGCUUGGGAAAACUUCGACUCCACAAUGGGACUGAAUACGCAUCAUCCUUUCGAACGAGAGCCAAUGCUCGGAGAUUACAUGUUUGAAUCACAAAAUCCCUACCUAGAAAACAACGCGACGUCCAGGUCAGCAUUCGAACAAGGGAAAGAGAUCCUUGAGUCACACGGCAACCUGUCACUUGCAGCAUUGGCAUUUGAGGCUGCCGUGCAACAAGAACCCAACCAUGUAGAAGCAUGGGUCUUACUUGGCGCUGCUCAGGCCCAAAACGAAAAAGAGUCACCGGCCAUCCGGGCUCUGGAGAAGGCGUUAGAGCUUGACCCCAACAAUCUCGACGCUCUGAUGGCCUUGGCUGUUUCAUACACUAACGAGGGCUAUGACAGCACGGCCUACCGGACACUUGAACGCUGGCUCAGCGUCAAAUACCCUCAAAUCCACCCUCCUGAGAAUUUGUCGAGUCCUGCUGAGCACGGCUUCACCGACAGAGCGAUUUUGCAUGAGAGAGUUGUCGACCUUUUUAUCAAGGCUGCUCAGUUGUCGCCUUCUGGAGAGCAAAUGGAUCCCGACGUGCAGGUUGGACUCGGUGUUCUCUUCUACGGCAAUGAAGAUUUUGAAAAGGCUGUGGACUGCUUCAAGGCUGCUCUUGCAUCUACAGAGAGCGGGAUGGUCAACCAAGAACGCGAAGUGCAUUUGCUGUGGAAUCGACUAGGCGCGACGCUGGCCAAUUCUGGUCGGUCCGAGGAUGCGAUCACUGCAUACUGCAAAGCGUUGGAGGUCAACCCCAAUUUUGUUCGAGCACGAUAUAAUCUGGGCGUUUCAUGCAUUAAUAUUGGCUGUUACCCUGAGGCAGCUGGGCAUUUAUUGGGGGCUUUGAAUCUACAUCGAGCUGUGAGUGAACAGGGUCUAGACAAAGCCAGAGAAAUAGUCGGAGACGGCAGUGGCGGAAUCUCAGAUGCCGAGCUGGAGAGGAUGAUACAUCAAAACGAGAGCACAAAUCUCUAUGACACUUUGAGAAGAGCAUUUACGGGCAUGGGAAGACGGGAUUUGACAGAGAGGGUUGGGGUUGGCAUGAACCUGGACCAGUUCAGAGGCGAGUUUGAAUUCUGA